AUGUCUGGGCGAGGGAAAGGCGGAAAGGGUCUUGGAAAAGGUGGAGCCAAGCGUCACCGGAAAGUCUUGAGAGAUAAUAUUCAAGGAAUCACAAAACCAGCUAUUCGCCGUCUAGCGCGUCGUGGUGGUGUGAAACGCAUUUCUGGUCUCAUUUACGAGGAAACACGUGGUGUACUGAAAGUAUUCCUCGAGAAUGUCAUUCGUGACGCUGUUACCUACACCGAACAUGCCAAGCGCAAGACGGUGACCGCUAUGGACGUAGUCUACGCACUGAAGCGUCAAGGUCGUACGUUGUAUGGUUUUGGCGGUUAA
Xyrauchen texanus (razorback sucker) is the source of this 312-nucleotide messenger RNA. Its product is annotated as histone H4. The record is from RefSeq and is a predicted model, not a curated record. Gene Ontology annotation, molecular function: protein heterodimerization activity; DNA binding; structural constituent of chromatin. Gene Ontology annotation, biological process: nucleosome assembly. Lineage: Eukaryota; Metazoa; Chordata; Actinopteri; Cypriniformes; Catostomidae. Bases 1 to 312 code for a protein of 103 amino acids. Gene Ontology annotation, cellular component: nucleosome. The transcript has a single exon.